UUAGAUGUUUAUUAAAAGAUGAGAGGAAGCAGCAGGUCUGGUUUGGUUUCUCCAGUUCCUGGAAGCUCUGAAGGAUUGCUCUCCGUCCCUCAGCAACUCUCUACUUCCUCUCCGACCACUCUGAGGUCUAGUUCUUGUCACGCCACCCCGUGUGAAGCAGUGAGCAGCUGUGGUGAUGGCAGAGUUUCAGCAGCUGGUUGUCAAACCGUGCUGCUUGUUCAUCAUGAAGGUCGUGCUGCUGAUCACGCUGCUCACAGUGUCAGGAGGUGAUGGCAGGAGAGUUGUUGGUCAGACGGGUCAGAAUGUGACUCUGCCCUGUAAAUAUGACAUAAAGACUAACGGAGCGGUGUAUGUUUGCUGGGGUCGAGGAGAGUUACCGAACAGAAAGUGCAAUAAUCAGCUCCUCUCUACAGACGGACAUAAAGUUCUAGAAGAGACCAGAGCUUCCAGCAGGUAUCAGCUACUGGGACGACUGGAUGAAGGAGACGUUUCUCUGACCAUCCUCAAACUCACAGAGGAAGAUGCUGGACGAUACGGCUGCAGAGCAGAGAUACCUGGAUGGUUCAAUGAUGAAAAGCAUCAUGUUGACUUGACAGUUGAAAGAAGGUGCAAAAGUAAUGUUACAGGUGUUUGGAAUGAGAUCAAAUUGCAGCAGCCUCAAUCCUCUGAGGUGAAAAGACCAGGAGACACUGUGAAGAUUUCAUGUGUCACAUCUGGUUACACAAUGACAGAUAAUGACAUGAACUGGAUAAGACAGAAACCUGGGAAAGGUUUAGAAUGGAUUGGGUGGAUAAACACAUGUUCAGCUGUUGCUACCUAUGCCAGCUCCUUUCAGAGCCGUUUCAGCUUCACUCAGGAUGUUUCCAGCAGCACUCAGUUCCUGCAGAUCACCAGUCUCACUGCAGAGGACUCUGCUGUUUACUUCUGUGCAAGAGAGCACAGUGACUGA
Poecilia latipinna (sailfin molly) is the source of this 949-nucleotide messenger RNA. RefSeq lists its product as uncharacterized. The transcript has 3 exons. The coding region runs from base 176 to 949 and encodes 257 amino acids. Gene Ontology annotation, biological process: cytoskeletal rearrangement involved in phagocytosis, engulfment; apoptotic cell clearance. Gene Ontology annotation, molecular function: phosphatidylserine binding. The record is from RefSeq and is a predicted model, not a curated record. NCBI's taxonomy places the organism in Eukaryota, Metazoa, Chordata, Actinopteri, Cyprinodontiformes, Poeciliidae.